Molecule: messenger RNA, 762 nt
Organism: Protopolystoma xenopodis
Lineage: Eukaryota; Metazoa; Platyhelminthes; Monogenea; Polystomatidea; Polystomatidae
Source: the annotation of a GenBank genome assembly
UUGCAGAUUCAGGAGUCUACUUACAAUCUUCACUCUUGCAUUCCCAGUGAAACAAUAUCCAAUCCCACGUAUCUUUCAACACGUUGCUUAGCCGAUCUAUCAUCCAUCGAGUGCUGUCGUCCUGGCGCCGAAGCUGCCUCGUGCACUAGCCCCGGAAUCUCAGUCUAUCAUUUGGCCAAACAGCUGCCACUGACUCAAUUAGUUAAACUACCCUACGCAACAGCCUCUUCUGCCACCAGUGUGGGCUCAUCAGAGGCUAAUUACUCCCUCUGUUAUAGGCAGGGCCAGCCAGGAAUCGCAUGCUCAAUAGCAUCAUCAACCUUUGUAGAAUCUAGCCUCGAAGGGGGCAAGGAAACAAAAUGCCACUAUCCUGGAAGCAUUAAUGAAGGAAAGUCAGUCCUCAAAGCUGAGCGGCAUGCAGGCGAUGUAGUUGAAGCAAGCCAGUCUGGAAGAAGUGGAGGUGUAAGAACAAGGGGCAAGGAAACAAAAUGCCACUAUCCUGGAAGCAUUAAUGAAGGAAAGUCAAUCCUCACAGCUGAGCGGCAUGCAGGCGAUGUAGUUGAAGCAAGCCAGCCUGGAAGAAGCGGAGGUGUAAGAACAAGUCUCUCGACGACUAGUCUUCGUAGGCUAUCUUCUUUCCAAGAUGGCCCCGGUUUGAGUGGUGGAGUGCCGAGUGACCUCUCUCAGUUUACUCUUAGAAAUGGUAAGAAAUGGUGGCGAAUUUUCCCCUUUCUCCUUAGUUCUAUAGGCGUUCAUUCAUGA